AUGAUGCCGCAUCUGCACGAUGCUCGCCUGGGGCGACAGCUGAUGGAGGACUCCGAGUACAGCGCCAGUAGCAGCAGCAACAGUAACGGCAGUGAGGAUGAUGAUGAUAUUGAAGGCUCCAGUGAGUACUAUGACAGCGAUGAGGAGCAAAGUGAAGGCAUCAGCGACGACAGUAGCAAUGAGUCGUUGCCACGUUUGCUCUCGCCAUCGACAUUUCAUCGCAUCUCGGAGACGCUGGGCGCAAUCAACACGGUGGGGCACAUGCUGGUGGACAUGACGCGUGGUGGACAGGAGUCCAAGGCGGAGAAUGCCAGCAGCAAUAGCAACACUAGCGAAAGCAUUUCAGCUGUUAGCUCAACAACCACUGAGCUGAGCACCACGUCAACAUCCUCGUCUUUGGGCAGGGCAGAACCGUUGCCUGGCAUCUCUGGCAAGAUUUUAGACACAACAACAACACUGUCAGCCAACAGUUUGCUACCAGCGGGUAAGCCAGCUAAUCUGAGUGCCAUACAAGUGGCCACCAAGCGCAUUGGUCAGGAGGAGCCGCAUGGCAAGCCUAUGUUUGUGGAGAACAAGGAGGCCAAACAGCAGAAGAAGAAACGCAAGAAGAACAAAAACAAGCAAAAGGUUAAAAAGCCCAAUGAGGAGCUGACACAGCCGACGCCACAGUCACAGCAAAAGAUCAAAAUACCAACCACACCACGCACCACAACCACCGCCUCCACCACUAGCACUAGCACCACCAUUAGCUCAACAGCACUGCGACCACUAGACCAACUGGCAUUGGCUAGCGAUGAUACGGGCACGGCCAAGGAUGUGGAAAACUUUUGUAAGACGCCCAGUGGACGACCAGGACGCUGUGAGGAUCUCAGUAGCUGUCCAGCUCUGCUUCUCAAUCUGAGCAGCCUGCGUGAGUCGCUCUGUUUCAAGAGCCUCUUUGUGCCCGGCGUCUGUUGUCCUCUGUCUGCUGCCGCGACGGAGAGUUCCACAGUGCUGACCACACAACGUCCACUGAGGCUGACCACGAAGCCACCCACCAGCACCACCACACCGGCCACAACCACCAGACGUACCACUCUGCGACCCACUGUACGACCCAGUUCUCGACCCACCUCCGGCCUGGUGCUUAUACCGCAAAAGAAGCCAUCGACCACAACAACCACAACCACUGAAGUGCCACUGGAGCCAGAGGAUCUAGAUGAGAUCGCUAAUAAUAUUGUGGAUCCGGACGAGUGUGGACAGCAGGAAUAUUCAACAGGUCGCAUUGUCGGCGGCGUUGAGGCUCCAAAUGGUCAAUGGCCUUGGAUGGCGGCCAUCUUUCUGCAUGGCCCAAAACGCACGGAGUUCUGGUGUGGCGGCUCAUUAAUUGGCUCCAAGUAUAUUCUCACUGCGGCUCAUUGUACGCGCGAUUCCAGACAAAAGCCGUUUGCAGCGCGACAGUUUACUGUGCGUCUGGGUGAUAUUGAUCUUUCCACGGAUGCAGAACCCUCGGAUCCGGUAACCUUUGCUGUCAAGGAGGUUCGCACCCAUGAAAGAUUCUCUCGAAUUGGCUUUUAUAAUGACAUUGCAAUUCUUGUGCUGGAUAAACCGGUGCGUAAGUCUAAGUAUGUUAUUCCCGUUUGUCUGCCACGGGCAGGAAGAAUGCCACCAAAGGAUCGUCUGCCUGGACGCCGUGCCACAGUCGUUGGAUGGGGCACCACUUACUAUGGCGGCAAGGAAUCCACGAGUCAGCGGCAGGCGGAGCUGCCCAUCUGGCGUAAUGAGGACUGUGAUCGCAGCUACUUCCAGCCCAUCAAUGAGAAUUUUCUCUGUGCUGGCUACUCUGAUGGUGGAGUCGAUGCGUGUCAGGGUGACUCUGGUGGUCCAUUAAUGAUGCGCUAUGACUCGCACUGGGUUCAACUGGGCGUGGUAUCUUUUGGCAACAAGUGCGGCGAGCCUGGAUAUCCCGGAGUCUACACUCGCGUCACGGAGUACCUCGACUGGAUACGCGAUCACACGCGAGACUAAGCGGCUUCUUAGUUGUAACUGUAGCUAGGUUAAUGUACACGCUAGUCUAUGUACGUUUAAUGUUCACUCUCCCUAACUAUCGCUGUUUAUAUUUAUUGAUACCUGAACAUAUUGCAAUCCAACUGUUUACUAUAUUAGUUGUGUUUAGCAUUUGUUAUGUAAAUUAUUUAAUCUUAACCGAAAAUAAACACCUUAAUGAAAUGGAGCGUGAAAAA
Drosophila innubila is the source of this 2222-nucleotide messenger RNA. RefSeq names its product serine proteinase stubble. Gene Ontology annotation, biological process: proteolysis. The coding region runs from base 1 to 2007 and encodes 668 amino acids. The transcript has 5 exons. NCBI's taxonomy places the organism in Eukaryota, Metazoa, Arthropoda, Insecta, Diptera, Drosophilidae. The record is from RefSeq and is a predicted model, not a curated record. Gene Ontology annotation, molecular function: serine-type endopeptidase activity.